Messenger RNA from Zingiber officinale, 1051 nucleotides. RefSeq names its product transcription factor MYB123-like. The record is from RefSeq and is a predicted model, not a curated record. The transcript is spliced from 3 exons. Bases 278 to 946 code for a protein of 222 amino acids. Lineage: Eukaryota; Viridiplantae; Streptophyta; Magnoliopsida; Zingiberales; Zingiberaceae.
ACAUGGAGAGACAGAGUCCAAGGACAAGGUCCAGCACUCCAGCUCCGUAAUAACCGCUCUCUCUCUCUCUCUCUCUCUCGGUAAUGUUUCCCGGUAACGUCCAUGGAGACAGGACUUUUCCACGGCACCACCGCAGGCCUCUCUCUCCGAUCCUCUCUCUCAUCAUCUCCCUCGUCAGCUGCGGCGCCUCUAUAAAGAGAGUACUACUGCUCGAAUCGAUCGAUCGAUCCAUCAUCCCAAAGCACAUUGCCAUGCACAUCUCUCCUCUCAACUAAACAUGGACAGCAAGAAAACCACACCUCCUAGUAAACUAGGGUUCAACAGAGGCUCCUGGACUGCCGCUGAAGACAAGAUCCUUCUAGACUAUGUGGCAGCUCAUGGCGUGGGCAAGUGGGGGAAGGUGCCCAAAACUACAGGUCUGAAUCGGUGCUCGAGAAGCUGCCGGCUUCGAUGGCUGAACUACCUCCGGCCGGACAUCAAGAGGGGGAACAUAUCGGAAGACGAAGAGGACCUCAUCGUCAGGCUCCAUAACCUCUUGGGAAACAGAUGGUCUUUGAUAGCCGGACGACUGCCCGGUCGAACAGAUAAUGAAAUCAAGAACUACUGGAACACCGUGUUACAGAAGAAGGUCAAAGUCAAGACGAUCAACGACAAGAUCAAGUGCAAGAGCUCGACUCGCAGGACGGAGCUGAGUACUCCGUUAAUUAAUGAACAUGGCAGCUGUACUGGAAAGGAGCGCAUAGAAGCGGUACUAAUCAAUGAAGAUGAGAUAUUGGAUGCUUCUUCCUCGCUUUCGGUCGGAGAUCGGGAUGUUUUUGAGCAACUAGCGAGCUUCGAGACCGACGGGCUAUGGCCGAGGAGCAUUUUCGACUUCGAAUUCUUCUUCGAGCAAGAUGCCGGAGUUUGGGGAGGUGAUGAUUCCCUAGCUAGUGUCGUUUGGUGGUGAUUUGUUCAUGUAGCCAUGUGCAAUUUCAUCCUCAAACAUGUGAAUAAUGAUCUUAUUGUGCGAAUAAAGAUUCCACUCUAGCAAGUACAACAAAUUGAUUGAUCA